UGAUGGUAAACUCUUUACAGCCUUAGAAACAACACUUUACUCUUCCCAACAGUACACAACACACUUGGAUGUGCAUCAUAAAUUCUCUACAUCACAUUAUAAGCUAGAGCCAAAGCUCCCACCCAAAAUGAGAUUAACCCUGCACACUGUCAUCUGCUGCUGUGUUUUCACCACUGUCCUGCCACUGGUAAAAGGUGCCACAGGGGAGCUCAACACUAGUCUGAAAAAAAGGUUUAAAGUAUGGCUGCAGAGCCGGAUGAAGAGAGACCUGGACAACAGCUUAGGGACCAGCAGUGAGCAAUGCUCUGACAUCCAUGUUGGACCACAGCAGGACGGGAGUUCAAUAACUGACUCACCUCCAUCAAGCUUUGGGCUGAAUGUCAGAUCCAGGAGGUCAACAUCAUCCAAAUCAUCUGGCUGCGCCCUAGUCACAUGUAUAUACCACGACCUGGUUCACCGACUGCACCAGGUGAACAGCGAGGUAGAAAAGCCAACUGCCCCUGAAAUCAAGAUUAGCCCCAAAGGCUAUGGACGCAAACGCCGCUCAGUCCAGGAUGUCAUGCAACUUGCCCUCCAGACAGGAAGACGGAGCACUGAAGCUGCUUCCAAAGUGUGCUUGGCAGCUGAGAUACAAGACAAUCCCUGAAAGGACUUCUCUGACAUACCCUGGAGUGAGGAGGAGCUGAGGCUGUGGCGAGGACUUUUUCUCCGGAAACUGACAUUGCUGGACCCAAAACUGCGACAAGCAGGAUCAUUUCACAAGUGAACUGAAUGUAGUGAAUUACUUGUGAAGUGCAAUUUAUACACCAUGUACUAGGCCUAUACAAAAUCUAAAUAUGUAUUAUAUGUCUUAUCAGCUUGUAUAUAAAGGAUAUAUAAAGUGACCUUAUAUUUAAGCAUACAACUAUAUUUUUAUACAGGAAUAAUACAUAUUAAACAUGUCUCUUUUUGGAUUUUAACUUCAAUGAAGUAUGUAUCUUAACUGUGUGAGUAAUGAUCUCGUCCUGUAUUAUUCAUGUGAAUCAAGUCUCAUAUCAAAUGUGUUAUACCAGUUGUCUAGACAUUAUUCUGGUGAUUAUACCUUACUGGAAAUGAAUCAUAUUAGAGAUGUUUUACAUUUGUUUGGAUGGUCAAAGUCACGCACGGCAACUUCCACAUAGUCAUCCAGUUUUUGGCCUGAUGUUGGAAGCUAUGGAAAAUGAUGGAGAGCCUCUUCUUGCAAUAAAGCAGAAGGACUGAUGAGCUGAUAAAAGUGUUGUGCUGCCAUCUAGCUUUACAGUAAGCAACGUGUAACAAAUGCAUGCCAAGUUGUUUCAAAAUCAAUGCAGCUUCAACAAAGCACUUACUGUGGUUAUACUAAAUGUUUAAUCUGAAAAGCCUUAAUCUGCUUCUUUUUUGAAUGUUAUAAAUCCUAAUUUACUCAUGAUUCAGCUGAAAUUACUUGACAUGGUAUUAGGUAACGUGAUUUAUGUCUUGUUUUUGAUGAACACUGCAGUAAUUGUAAUAGUUUUCAGCUGGCUGCGGUGUCCUUGUUUUUGAACUAAAUGAAUGCAACAAUAAAAAGAAUUUAAAGCAA
Messenger RNA from Larimichthys crocea (large yellow croaker), 1576 nucleotides. RefSeq names its product ADM. The transcript has 5 exons. Bases 128 to 646 code for a protein of 172 amino acids. The record is from RefSeq and is a predicted model, not a curated record. Gene Ontology annotation, cellular component: extracellular region. Gene Ontology annotation, biological process: positive regulation of heart rate; adenylate cyclase-activating G protein-coupled receptor signaling pathway; adrenomedullin receptor signaling pathway. NCBI's taxonomy places the organism in Eukaryota, Metazoa, Chordata, Actinopteri, Sciaenidae. Gene Ontology annotation, molecular function: hormone activity; adrenomedullin receptor binding.